Messenger RNA from Amyelois transitella, 2145 nucleotides. RefSeq lists its product as uncharacterized. The transcript has a single exon. Bases 193 to 2145 code for a protein of 650 amino acids. The record is from RefSeq and is a predicted model, not a curated record. Lineage: Eukaryota; Metazoa; Arthropoda; Insecta; Lepidoptera; Pyralidae.
UGGUAUAUGUCCGUUGUCAUCAUAAACAAAAUAAGGCCCUAUCUCCAGUGUGGAAGGGUCCAUUCAAAAUUAUAAAACUUAAUGGAAAUCAUUCGGUUACGCUGCUCAUAAACCGUAAACACGUACGUCAUCAUUAUGACGAAAUCAAACUAGCUAGUGACGUCACGUCUUAGUAUCAAGUAGCAUAACGAAAUGAUACAUAUUGUUUAUUUCAGGUUGAUGUUGCCGGUGACUAUCACCUGCGAAUACGUAUCACCCGUAAUCAACAGUCCUGGCCUUUAUUUUGAUAAGCUUUUAGAUGUUAAGUUUACCAAUAGUGAUUGGAAUAUUUUAGCAUACGUAGAUAUAAGCCAUGUACAACCCAACUUAGACAAAGUAGAGUUUUUAUUUGAAAAACUUAACGUAUUCUGUAAUUCAAUGACUUCUUCUAAAAUACAGUCAGAUUGCAUUAAUUCAUUAUCCGCUCUUAAAAAUCAACAUAUUUUGAAUGUAAAUAAAUUCUCUUCUGUAGCAUAUCUAGUAAUAGAUGGAAAUCCCGGUACGCGCUUUAAAAGAGGUUUAAUGGAUUUCGGUGGCUCCCUGCUAAAGACUAUUUUUGGUACAUUAGAUUCAGAUGAUGCAAUUAAAUUCUCACGGGCUAUUGAAGAUGUACAAACGGAUGAAAAACGUCUCGCUCAUCUUAUGAAGGACAAUAUACACGUAAUAAAGUCAACAAUUUCAUAUUUUAAUAAUACCAUGUCUAAAGUAGAUGAGAACGAAAACCAUAUAUUAAAAAAUCUAAAAACUAUCCAUAAAAUUUUAGAAACUGUAUCAAAUAACAACGAUAAACUAGAAAUUAAAUCUCAAUUAAGCUCACUACUAAAUUCAUUACAGUCCAUUAUCACGACCUUGUCCUUCGAUAUAGAAGAUGUAAACAAUGCUAUCCUUUUUGCAAAGCUAAACAUUUUACACCCGACGGUACUCAGCCCGCAUCAGCUGUACAAUGAAUUAGAUAAACACAGAAAUAGUCUUCCUAGCCAUUACGAGCUCCCGACACCCUUAACUUUACAAAAUAUACAUAAUUUAAUAGAUAUAUCCAAACUAACAUGUUUUUAUCAUAUGAACAAAAUUAUAUUUGUAAUUAAGAUUCCACUUGUACUACCACAAGCUUAUGAAUUGUAUAAAAUAAUUCCGUUACCUGUUGCUUACGAUAUGUCGAAACCUGAUACAUUCGUCCUUGUUGAGCCAACGAGCUCUUACGUAGCAAUAACAGCUGAUCGCAUGUUUUACUCACUGAUAGGAGACGUCGACAAGUGCAAGGUCAUUAGUGAGAAAUGCCACGUGUGCAUAUUAGUGAAUGUGUUUUCAGUGAUUGCGAAUCCCACGUGUGAGACGACUCUUUUGAGUGAUGUGGUCAGUAAACUUCCUGACAUAUGUGUAACGAAACUAAUAUAUGGGUCAAUAGAUUUGUUUCAUAAGUUAACUUUUAAUCGAUGGAUUUUUGUACAGUCUGAACCAGGGAAGUGCCACAUAACUUGCGAUGAUAAAAAUGUUAACUCUGAUAUUAUUUUAUUUGGAACUGGCAUUUUAACUCUACCUAAGACAUGUAAAGCAUUUUAUAAAACCUUACAGUUUACAGCCGUUGGCAAAACAGUCAUCACUAAUGUAACUAAUACAAUAUCUAAUUUUAACAUCUUACAAGAUGAUUGUUGUGAAAGAUCUAGAUUAAAUAAAACACUAGAACGAUUACCGUAUUCUAAGCUUAAUAACUUAGAUAAUCUCGAUUCCUUACUACAUGCCAGCAUCCAUCUCAGCUCUUUCGAAGAUGAAAUUAAUAAGCUUGAAAAUCCAUCUCACUUUGAAACUUAUGGCACGCAUUAUCUAUCCCUGAGUUUAUUUAGUAGCACUUUAAUUUUAAUAUACCUUUUGUACAAAUGUCGCAAAAGAUUAUCUACACCUAUGGAGUCUCCAUGUUGCAUCCAAAUAUUUAAUCAAUGUCAUAGUAAAAAUAACUCUACUCCACAAACCACGCAAACUACAUUUCAUAGAUACUCUCUCAAAUCCUCAGAUAGAGAUGUUACUGAAAAUUUAGAAGAGGAAGUGCGCAUGACGCCUUCUCCUACCAAGAGGAAUAUACACAACUUUACAAGAAGCCACGAUUCCUAG